Striga hermonthica is the source of this 1173-nucleotide messenger RNA. The record is from the annotation of a GenBank genome assembly. NCBI's taxonomy places the organism in Eukaryota, Viridiplantae, Streptophyta, Magnoliopsida, Lamiales, Orobanchaceae.
AUGAAUGCUCUUGCUGCCACCAAUCGGAAUUUUCGCCAGGCGGCUCGCAUCCUCGGCCUGGACGCCAAGAUUGAGAGGAGCCUUUUGAUCCCAUUCAGAGAAAUUAAGCAUGAUAAUGCCCGUGGGCCCAUGAAAGGAGGGAUCAGAUACCAUCCAGAGGUUGACCCUGAUGAAGUCAAUGCUCUUGCUCAAUUGAUGACCUGGAAGACAGCUGUAGCAGAUAUUCCCUAUGGUGGGGCAAAAGGUGGAAUCGGGUGCACACCUAAAGAUCUAAGCACGAGCGAGUUAGAACGUCUAACUCGAGUCUUCACGCAAAAGAUUCACGACCUUAUAGGCGUUAACACUGAUGUGCCCGCACCAGAUAUGGGAACUAAUGCUCAGACAAUGGCCUGGAUUUUGGAUGAGUACUCGAAAUUUCAUGGUCACUCUCCUGCAGUUGUCACGGGAAAGCCAAUUGAUCUUGGAGGAUCACUGGGUCGUGAGGCCGCGACUGGGCGUGGGGUUGUAUUUGCCACUGAAGCCUUACUUGCUGAACAUGGAAAGCCGAUUAAGGACUUGACGUUUGCUAUUCAGGGAUUUGGAAAUGUUGGGUCAUGGGCUGCGAGGCUCUUACACGAACUUGGAGGAAAAAUUGUAGCAGUGAGUGACAUAACUGGAGCAGUGAAGAAUGCUAAUGGCAUUGAUAUACCGUCACUAAUUGAGCACAAAGAGAAAACUGGUAAAUUAUCAGAUUUCAAUGGUGCUGACGCAAUGGAUUCUGACGAUUUGCUCACUCACGAAUGUGAUGUUCUCAUACCUUGUGCAUUAGGCGGAGUUCUCAACAGAGAAAAUGCAGGAAAUGUCAGGGCCAAGUUCAUUAUUGAAGCUGCAAAUCAUCCCACUGAUCCUGAAGCUGAUGAGAUUUUGUCGAAAAAGGGCGUUGUAAUACUUCCUGACAUAUAUGCAAAUUCGGGAGGAGUGACAGUCAGUUAUUUUGAGUGGGUCCAGAACAUUCAAGGCUUUAUGUGGGAUGAGGAUAAAGUGAAUGAGGAGCUAAAAAGAUACAUGACAAAAGCCUUCCACAAUAUAAAGCACAUGUGCCAAUUACACAAUUGCAACCUUAGGAUGGGAGCCUUUACAUUGGGUGUCAAUCGUGUUGCUCGUGCUACUCUCCUGAGGGGUUGGGAAGCCUAG